This is a messenger RNA of Salvia miltiorrhiza (redroot sage), 2307 nucleotides long. Its product is annotated as calcium-dependent protein kinase 10-like. Bases 276 to 1907 code for a protein of 543 amino acids. The transcript has 7 exons. Lineage: Eukaryota; Viridiplantae; Streptophyta; Magnoliopsida; Lamiales; Lamiaceae. Gene Ontology annotation, cellular component: cytoplasm; nucleus. Gene Ontology annotation, molecular function: calmodulin binding; calcium/calmodulin-dependent protein kinase activity; calcium-dependent protein serine/threonine kinase activity. Gene Ontology annotation, biological process: protein autophosphorylation; peptidyl-serine phosphorylation; intracellular signal transduction. The record is from RefSeq and is a predicted model, not a curated record.
AAAAAGAAGAAGAUAGUUUUCCGAUUUAAAUGUGAAACGAGAUUAGAACGCAAAAUACGCCAAAAGAAACACAAUAUUUAAAUAUUAAACAUUAUAAAAACUCCUUUUUCAAACACUAAAACUUUUCCUCCAAAAUUGACCCCGCGUUUUCUCUCUCUUACUAAACUAUCUUCUUCUUCUUCUUCCUCCUCCUCCCCAUCGUUCUCCACCACCACCACCACCACUGACGGCGGCGCUGUCACUUUUCCUAGCUGCUGAAAUCUCAACUAUCCUCUAUGGGAAAUUGCAACGCGUGCAUCCGACCUCCUGAAAAGGAGUCCCCAAAUUCAAAACCACAAACCCCCAAACCCCGCAAAAACAACCGCGGCGAGCACGUCCCCAAUCCCUACGCCCGAUCUCCCGCCCCGAUCCGCGUGCUGAAGGACUUCAUGCCGCGCACGCGGAUCUCCGACAAGUACGUCCUCGGGCGCGAGCUCGGCCGCGGCGAGUUCGGCGUCACCUACCUCUGCACCGACCGCGAGACGCGGGAGGCGCUCGCGUGCAAGUCGAUCUCGAAGAAGAAGCUCCGCACCGCCGUCGACGUGGAGGACGUCCGCCGCGAGGUGGCGAUCAUGUCGAGCCUGCCGGAGCACGCGAACAUCGUGAAGAUGCGCGCCGCCUACGAGGACAGCGAGGCGGUGCACCUGGUGAUGGAGCUCUGCGAGGGCGGGGAGCUCUUCGACAGGAUCGUGGCGCGCGGCCACUACAGCGAGAGGGCAGCGGCCGGCGUCGCUAAGACGGUGGCCGAGGUCGUCCGGAUGUGCCACCAGCACGGCGUCAUGCAUAGGGAUUUGAAACCGGAGAACUUCCUCUUCGCCAAUAAGAAGGAGAAUUCGGCGCUCAAAGUCAUCGAUUUCGGAUUGUCGGUGUUCUUCAAGCCUGGUGAAAGGUUUUCUGAAAUUGUGGGGAGUCCGUACUAUAUGGCGCCGGAGGUACUGAAGCGAAAUUAUGGACCUGAAGUUGAUAUAUGGAGUGCUGGGGUGAUUCUGUAUAUUCUAUUGUGUGGUGUUCCUCCGUUUUGGGCCGAAAGUGAGCAAGGUGUAGCACUUGCGAUUUUGAGAGGAGUGAUUGAUUUCAAGAGGGAGCCAUGGCCACAGGUUUCUGAAAGUGCCAAAAGCCUUGUUAGGCAAAUGCUGGAGCCAGACUCCGACAAGCGUUUGACAGCCCAGCAGGUUCUUGAUCAUCCAUGGAUACAAAAUGCGAAAAAGGCUCCAAAUGUACCGUUGGGAGAUAUCGUGAGAGCACGACUCAAGCAAUUUUCUGGCAUGAACAGAUUGAAGAAGAAAGCAUUGAGGGUAAUUGCGGAGCAUCUGUCAGUUGAAGAGGUAGAAAUAAUUAGAGAUAUGUUCGCGUUGAUGGAUACCGACGAUGAUGGGAAGGUUACAUUUGAGGAACUAAAAACUGGCCUGAGGAAAGUGGGUUCACAGCUUGCAGAUCCUGAGAUAAGGCUGCUGAUGGAUGUGGCCGAUGUUGAUGGGAACGGAGUGUUGGACUAUGGAGAGUUUGUGGCUGUCACAAUCCACUUACAGAGGAUGGAGAACGACGAGCAUUUCCGCAAAGCGUUCAUGUUCUUCGACAAAGAUGGGAGCGGGUACAUAGAACUAGACGAGCUACGAGAACCUUUAGUGGAUGAAUCGGGGGAACCUGAACUUGAUGUACUCAACGACAUCAUGCGCGAAGUUGAUACUGACAAGGAUGGGCAAAUUAGCUACGACGAGUUUGUGGCAAUGAUGAAAACUGGGACGGACUGGAGAAAAGCGUCGCGACAGUAUUCAAGAGAGAGGUUCAAGAGCUUGAGCUUAAACUUGAUGAGAGACGGCUCUCUGCAGCUGAAAGAUGGUUUUACAGGUCAAACUGUUGUAGUUUAAAUUUUUGGGAUUUCUACCAUGUCCCCCCUUUGCUGGAAAGAAAACCAGCUAUUUCUCGAAAACUCGAGGCUUCUGAAAGUGAAGGAGCUUCGAGGACGACCCUCAUUGCGAUUCUGUAUUCUCGAUUUGCAAUGUUCCAUUGAUGCGAAAUGGUUUUCUUCGAUGAGCAGAGGAGUUUCAGGGAAGAUGUGAGUGAGUGAGUGGUAAUUCUUUUGUUCAUAAGAUGUGCAAAGGAUGCGUGAUAGGUAAGGAAGGAGGUGCCCAUGUUUGUGCUGUAUAUUUUUGCAAUCUCUACUCUCUCUCUCUCCCUCUGUAUAUGUGCCUACUUAGGCACCUAAAAUUGUGAUUUGAAAUGUUAAACGCUGGAAAGAUUCAUUUAUUCAAUGAUUUAUUACAAUAA